AUGGAGACCAACAAGUUUUGUGGAUACUUGGCCCAAAUUGAGAACCGGAAUGAAAGUGGUAAAAAUGAGCAUGACAAGAUUGAAGAUGCAAAAGUUAUGUAUCAAAUUAAUUGCAAAAAUGCAUUUCAAUUGGAACAUUGUUGGAAAAUUUUGAGGAAUGAAGCUAAGUGGUUGAUUCUAAGAGAUAGUUUGAAGGCCCGCACAAGUCAACCAGCCACCCGACCAGCCACACAACCAGCCACACAAUCUUGUCAUACUUUUGCAAGCUCAAUAAAUCUAGAUAAAGAUAAUGAUGAGAUGAACUCCGGCGAAACCUUGGAGAGACCCAUAGGCAAGAAGGCCGAAAAUGAGAAAUUAAAGAAAAGAAAGAAUUGUGAUGACGUGGUCCCAACACUUUCCUCCCAAUUGGACGAAAUCAAGGAAGAAAAUAGAAGAAUGCAUGAGGAGAAAAAGGAAAGUAUGCGCAUUGCAUUAGAAGAACGAAGAGAGGCAAUGCACAUUGCAUCCGAAGAACGAAGAGAGUUGAUUCAUAUCAAGGAAGAGAAGAAUGAAGUAGAAAAGAGGAAAAUGGAAGAUGAACUUAUGAUGAAAGAUACAAGAACCAUGGAUCCUGAGCAAAAAGAAUAUAUUCAUCUACGUCGUUUGGAAAUCUUGGAGAGGUUAAGGUCUAAAUAUACAUCAUAA
Quercus robur (English oak) is the source of this 684-nucleotide messenger RNA. RefSeq names its product glutathione S-transferase T2-like. The coding region runs from base 1 to 684 and encodes 227 amino acids. NCBI's taxonomy places the organism in Eukaryota, Viridiplantae, Streptophyta, Magnoliopsida, Fagales, Fagaceae. The record is from RefSeq and is a predicted model, not a curated record. The transcript is spliced from 2 exons.